Camellia sinensis is the source of this 1149-nucleotide messenger RNA. NCBI's taxonomy places the organism in Eukaryota, Viridiplantae, Streptophyta, Magnoliopsida, Ericales, Theaceae. The record is from RefSeq and is a predicted model, not a curated record.
AUGGACAAGAGUUGGAUGAUGAUAAAUAAUAGGUUGACAAGUAAAGAGUAUCAACAAGGAGUGAAGUCAUUCCUUGAUUUUGCUAUGGCAAAUUUAGGCGUAGAGGAUGAAAUUAGGUGUCCGUGUGUCAAUUGCAUUAAUGGCACAAAAUAUAGCAGGCAAGUUGUGUGGAUGCACUUAAUCCGAAGAGGAAUGGCAUCUUCGUAUAUAACUUGGGUGCACCACAGGGAACAAGUUCCCGUGUCUUAUCCUGGUGUAUCAAAUGACCAAAGUGGAGGUAGUGGUGAAUGUAUGACAGAUAUCGAUGAUUCGAUCAUGGGUGAAUUGCCUAUUGUGUUGGAAGAAAUUUACGUGAAUGGUCUUAUGGAUGAUCAUACCGACGAGGAACCUAAUAGUUUGGAGAGGGAGGAUUUGCAUAAGUUCAUUAAGUUAUUCGAAGAUGCACAAUGCAAAGUUUACCCGACAUGUGAAAAGUUCUCUGUGUUAUCAUUUAUCAUUAAGAUGCUUCAUGUGAAGGUAUUCAAGGACAUUCUACCAAAAUGUGAUCAAACUAUUCCAUGGACACUGUAUGAUGCUAAGAAGUUCUUACGUGACUUGGAUUUGGGAUAUGAAACAAUUCAUUCGUGCAAGAAUGAUUGUGCACUAUUUUGGAAGGAGAGUGCAAAUUUGGAGAAAUGCCCUACAUGUGACGCGCGUAGAUACAAGUUGAACAAUAAUGGUGGUAAAAAGAUUCCACACAAGGUCUUGCGGUAUUUUUCUUUGACACCGAGGUUAAAAAGGCUGUAUAUGUCCAAAAAAACAGCCACAGAUAUGAGAUGGCACAAUGAGAAGCGUGUGGAUGAUGACAUAUUAAGGCAUCCAGUCGAUGGUGAAGCAUGGAAAGACUUUGAUAAGCAACAUUCGACGUUUUCUGAUGACUCUCGAAAUGUAAGGCUAGGGCUGGCAAUAGAUAGUUUCAAUCCAUUUGGAAAUAUGAGCACAUCAUAUAGUAUGUGGCCCGUAAUCUUAAUGCCUUACAAUCUCCCAUCGUGGAAGUGUAUGAAAAAACCAUUUUGCAUGAUGUCAUUGCUUAUUCCGAGACGUUCGGCACUUGAAAGAGACAUUGACGUUUACUUGCAACCAUUAAUAGAAGAAUUGAAGAAUUUGUGA